AUGCAGUUGGGAACAGAACACAAACGUAUUCAGUAUUAUUUAAAUUCCAAGUGUUAUGUUGAGCCUAUAAGUGAAGUUGUUGGUACGUAUAAAACAGAGAAAAAAGUCAACAAUAAAAAAAUUAUGAGCUUAACUGAAGCAAAAGCUUAUAUUGUCCCACUUAAACAUUCGUUAAAGUUAUUCUUGGAGCUUCCUGGAGUAUUCACAACUAUUUAUAAUUACCAAAAGCUAUUGAUAAAUGAAAACAAUAAUAAUACCCUUAAAAUUAUUCGAAAUAUUGUGCAAGGUUCGUUGUGGGACGACAGAAUAAAACGGAAAGGUAAUAAGGAUAUUGUACUUCCGUUAAUAGCAUUUUAUGACAAUCUAGAAACGGGUAAUCCUCUUAGAAGUCAUUCUAGAAUUAAUAAAUUAGGUGCUGUACACACGUCAAUUGCUACUGUGCCACCAAAUAUGUCUAGUAAAUUAGAAAAUAUUUGUUUAACUGAACUAUUUUAUUCUAACGAUAGAGUAACUUUUUGCAAUGCAUUGAUUUUUAAAAAAUUGAUUAUAGAUUUAAAAGAACUAGAAGAAGUUAGCAUUGAGAUUUGUCUAAAUAAUGAAAUACUCAGAGUAAAAUUUGUUUUAGUAACUUUGGCUAGAAAUAAUUUAGGUCUUAAUAGUAUUUUAGGUUUUCCGGAAAGCUUCAAUGCCACUUACUUUUGCCGAACUUGUUUAAUAACGAAAGCUAAUUCAGAAAAAGAUACUUGUGAACAUGAAAAUUUAAUAAGAAAAGUAGAAUAUUAUGAUAAGCAUAUUAAAGAUAAAAAUAUAGAAAAUAAAGUAAACUUAAAAAAAAUCUUAUGUAUGGAACGAUCUACCAAGCUUUCAUGUAUAUGA
This is a messenger RNA of Cotesia congregata, 876 nucleotides long. The record is from the annotation of a GenBank genome assembly. NCBI's taxonomy places the organism in Eukaryota, Metazoa, Arthropoda, Insecta, Hymenoptera, Braconidae.